CUUCUGCAGAAUUUUUAUCUUUACUAUCCCAAAAAAGUACAAGUACACUUUUUUUUGUCUAAAUAUACUUUCUCUAAAGUUUUUUCCUACAAGUUUUAUAAUUUAAUUAUUAUUUUCUUCAAUUUCUUCAGAUUUAUAAUGAUUUUCUAUUUAUUUAGUUCUUGCUUUUUCCAUAAAAUCUAUUAUAUUUUAUUUCUAAAUUUCCUUAUUUUGUUCCAUAAUAUAUUUAACUAAUCCGAAAUUUGUAAAAUCAACAAUAGAUAUAGUUAAUAAAGGUAAUUAUGUUUUGUCAUAAACAUCGAAAUUUUCCAUAAAGUUUUAAUUUUUUUCAUUAAAAUAAUGUAUUACGAAAGCAAAUCUUUCAUAUUUUAGUUCUUCUUCUUUAUUAAAUAAAGCAGCUUUUUAAAAUUCUAAUAAAAUUUUUUCAUUAUCAUCUUCUUUAUUUAAAAAUAAAUUCACUUAUUUAUUUACUGCUCCUCCAAAAAUAUUCACAAAUUUUUCUUCUUAAAUUUCAUCGACCAAAUUUAAACAUUCUGUUUAUAAAAAUUCUGUUAUUUCAUUAAAGUUAGUUAUAUUUCCUUCAAAAAUAUGCACUUUCUUUUCCUCUUAAAAUUAAUUGUCUUUUAAAAACAUUAAAAAAGGUAAUUUAAGAUUUUCUUAGGCUAUUUUUGUUUAUAUUAAUUCUAAAAGUGCUAAAUUAUCUAUAUAUUUGACAUUUUUUAUACAUUCGGAUCUAAAAAGAUCAUAUUUUUAUUCUUAAUUUUAUAUCAUUUGGAAUAAUGUACUAUUAUUUGUUCCUAUUAAGACUCUUUUUUCAUCUUUUUAGUUCAAGAAAUUAUUUAUUUGUUCCUUAUUUUUAUAUACAUAUUAUAAUAUAUAUAUAUAUUAUAUAUAUAUAUAUAUAUAUAUAUAUAUAUAUAUAUAUAUAUAUAUAUAUAUAUAUAUAUUAAUUUUAUUACUUCAUUUUCUAAUUUAUAAAUAGUUCUGUCUAUAAAUUCUGAAAUAAAUUUAUAAAUAGGAUCAUAUUAAAAUUCAUCAUUUUAAAAUUAAAGAAAAUUAUAUUUAUUAUAAAUAACUAAGGAAUAAUUAUUUUAUAAUUGUAAAUUAUAUUUUUAUAUUGUUUAUUGGUUUUAUGAAAUAUUGGCUUUUACAAAUAAAACUGGAAAAUUUUUUCUUAGUUUCGAAUUUCGGAUAUAUUUUUAGCUAAAUCAGAUAAUAUUUAUUCCAUUUUUUCAUCUACUUGACUUUUUAUUUUAUAUAUUUUAAAAUAAUUUAAAAAAAUAAUUAUCUUUUAUUUUUACUUAUUAUAAAAAAGUACACAUGUGA
Molecule: messenger RNA, 1326 nt
Organism: Ichthyophthirius multifiliis
Lineage: Eukaryota; Ciliophora; Oligohymenophorea; Hymenostomatida
Exons: 1
Source: RefSeq, a predicted model, not a curated record